Carassius auratus (goldfish) is the source of this 2066-nucleotide messenger RNA. RefSeq names its product nuclear receptor-binding protein 2-like. The record is from RefSeq and is a predicted model, not a curated record. The transcript is spliced from 18 exons. Lineage: Eukaryota; Metazoa; Chordata; Actinopteri; Cypriniformes; Cyprinidae. Gene Ontology annotation, molecular function: protein kinase activity; ATP binding. The coding region runs from base 412 to 1938 and encodes 508 amino acids. Gene Ontology annotation, biological process: protein phosphorylation.
AUUCAGAAAGCCCCAGCCAGUCGGGAAAGCUGGACUGAGGUGAAAUGAUGCUUGUAGGUCGGGCUCUUUAGCACACCGUGUAAGUGUAGGGCGGGCUGCGACUGAACCUCCAGAGAGACCCACGUCUGUCACGUACGAGACCGCCUGCUAUCUGGUGCCUUAUCCUCUUUUCUAAGAUCCCUUAAGGAUGGGGUUAAAUUCAGCAUAGCACUGCAUAUUUUAUCUCGCUUUUAAAAGCGCUUUUCGCAGAUCGUGUCGUGUGUUAUAUUAUUUAUAAGCGAGCUGUAACUCUGAAUCGUGACCAGCGAUAUUCGUCACUCUUCGAUAUUCGUUCAUGAAACACGUUUGCAGCGACAACAUUGCAGCCUAGCUGGUCUUAAAGGGGCAGUGAAAGCAGCACGAAAGGGUAAAAUGACUAUGUCCGUCCCAGAGAGCAUAUCGGGGUCCGGGGGGAAAGAGGAGGAGAGUGAAGAUGAGAGUGAGAUCCUGGAGGAAAGCCCCUGCGGCCGCUGGCAGAAGCGACGGGAACAGGUCAGUCAGGGAAAUGUCCCAGGUAUUGAGAGUGCGUACUUGGCCAUGGACACUGAAGAGGGGGUGGAGGUGGUUUGGAACGAAGUGGAGUUUUCAGACAAGAAGGUUUUCAAGUCCUUUGAGGAGCGGAUAAAGGAGAUGUUUGAGAACCUGAUGCAGGUGGAGCAUCCCAAUAUUGUGAAGUUUCACAAGUACUGGUUGGACAUGAGAGAGAGCAGAGCGAGGGUAAUUUUUAUCACUGAAUACAUGUCAUCUGGAAGCCUCAAGCAGUUUUUGAAGAAGACCAAGAAAAACCACAAAACUAUGAAUGUGAAGGCAUGGAAGCGCUGGUGCACGCAGAUACUCUCUGCACUCAGUUACUUGCAUUCAUGUGAUGCACCCAUCAUCCACGGUAACCUGACCUGUGACACCAUCUUUAUCCAGCACAAUGGCCUCAUAAAGAUCGGCUCAGUUUGGCACAGGCUGUUUGUUAACGUAUUUGCUGAGGCGAUUCAUGGGAAUGUGCAUCAACAUCGAGAUGAAAUGCGGAACCAGCAUUUCUUUGCUCCGGAGUAUGGCAUUGCUGAAGAUGACUACGCCAUUGAUAUCUUUUCAUUUGGCAUCUGUGCCUUAGAGAUGGCAGUACUGGAAAUCCAGGCCAAUGGAGACAUUUCAGUUUCGAAAGAGGCCGUUGAUCAUGCUGGACAAUCACUUGAGGACCCUCUCAUGAGGGAAUUCAUCCAGUCGUGUGUGCACACCGAAGCCAAGACGAGACCUACAGCUCAUGACCUGCUGUUCCACAGAGUGUUAUUUGAGGUCCACUCCUUAAAACUGCUUGCUGCGCACUGCUUUAUCAAUAACCAGUAUCUCCUUCCUGAGAAUUGUGUGGAAGAGAAAACAAAAUCUUUUGACCCUAAUGGCAUCAUGGCAGAGAUUAAUCAUCGUGACCGACCUGGAGUCCAUCUAAAGUACUCUCACGUUUCUCCUCUGGAGCUGGACAAAUUCCUUGAGGAUGUGAAGAACGGCAUAUAUCCCCUCAUGAACUUUGCUUCUCAGCGGCCGCAUCCUAUCCCUCGCGCUCUUUCUUUGUCACAGGAACAGAUGGAGACUGUGAAGACCCCAACCCCAGAACCACAGGAGACUGAAACCAGAAAGGUUGUCCAGAUCCACUGUAAUUUGGAAGCGAAUGAGGAAGGCACAAGGAGUCACCUCUCUCUCUUUUUAAAGAUGGAUGACAGGCUUCACCGUCAGCUCAGCUGUGAUGUUUUGCCAUCGGACACUCCCAAAGAUUUGGCUAGUGAAUUGGUUCACCAUGCUUUCAUCAGUGAAGAAGACUGUGAGAAGUUGGCAUGUUUUCUUGAGGAUGCAUUUUAUAAGCACAGGUCAGGGACGUCCAGCUCUCCUACUGCCAUGGCUGUGAUGAACUAAGCCCAACUGGUCCCAUAAUAGACAAACCGAGAUUGAAGACUGGGUCAGAGCAUGAGGAAAACCAAUGGUGAGAGAUUCAGAAGAGGGAAAUGAGACCAAAUACGCAACAUUACAUGAAUGAAGGUCAG